AUGGUUCAUCUGUACAGCACUGAUCCAAAUAGUCCUUCUUCCAGAGAGGAAGCUUUAUUGAAAAUAGAUACACAAAUACCCAUCACAGAUGUAACAUGGGAUGGAUUCACUGGUAAAAAAGCAUUUUUAAGUAAUGUUCAAGGUGAAGUUAAAGAAAUUGAUUUGGAAAAUGGAAGAGCUACAAAUGUUAUAGGUACUCGUCAUGACUCUGGGAUCCAAGCAUUAACUUAUAUUCCAAAUUCAAAAGGUAUCUUAGUAUCAGGUUCUUGGGAUAAAUCAAUUCAAUAUCUUGAUUGUCGUUCAUCAAAUAAUGGUUCAAAUGGUUCACAAACUGCAUUCUUAACAAAAUUACCUGAAAAAGUACUUGCCUUAGAUGCAACUGAAAAUAAUGUUGUUGUUGCAAUGACAAAUAGACUUGUUCAUAUUUAUGAUAUAAGAAAUCCAACUUCCCCUUCACAAAUUAGAGAAUCUAGUUUAAAAUAUCAAACAAGAUCAAUUAAAUGUAUGCCUAAUGGUAAAGGUUAUGCACAAAGUUCAAUUGAAGGUAGAGUUGCAAUUGAAUAUUUUGAUCCUUCACCUAAAAUUCAAGCUGAAAAAUAUGCAUUCAAAUGUCAUAGAUUACCAUGUUCAGAUGUGGAUUUAGUUUCAUCAGUUAAUUCAUUAAGUUUCCAUAAAAAAUUCGGAACAAUGUUUACUGCAGGUUCUGAUUGUUAUGUAUGUUUAUGGGAUCAAAAAUCGAAAAAAAGAUUAAGACAAUACCCUAAAUUUGAUCAAUCAGUUGUAUGUCUAGAUACAGAUUAUAAAGAUGGUAAUUCAAUAUUAGCUAUAGCUACAAGUGAUGAUUCUUUUAAAACUUCACCAUCAAUAGAAUCACAAAUUCCUAAACCUGGUAAAAGUUCAAUUUUUUUAAAAUAUUUGGGAGAUAAUGAAGGUCAACCAAAGCAAAAACAAUAG
Hansenula ciferrii is the source of this 954-nucleotide messenger RNA. RefSeq names its product Bub3p (gene BUB3). Bases 1 to 954 code for a protein of 317 amino acids. The transcript has a single exon. Gene Ontology annotation, biological process: mitotic spindle assembly checkpoint signaling. Gene Ontology annotation, molecular function: ubiquitin binding. The record is from RefSeq and is a predicted model, not a curated record. Gene Ontology annotation, cellular component: bub1-bub3 complex; mitotic checkpoint complex; kinetochore. NCBI's taxonomy places the organism in Eukaryota, Fungi, Ascomycota, Saccharomycetes, Phaffomycetales, Wickerhamomycetaceae.